CAACAGUCCGCGCCGUCAUUACGCUUUUGGCGCCAUUCAAAACAAAGCGAAGUCCUUAAAUCUCAGGCGCCUUUUUUUGUAAAGUAUGCGGCGAACAAGAAGUUGCCGAGGCAAGUCUGAGGCACAAUCAGACAGUGAAGCUUCGGAGGUGAAGACAGUUUGGCAGUGGAAGGGCGAUGAUGGUGAGUGGGAACUGUACUCUCCAGCAGUAUGUGUCCAGUUGGCUACAGCAAAGCAGGCUGGUGAAAAGUCAGUGUCACUGGCGCUCGGACCAGGUUAUGAGGUGGAUCUUGUGAAAAUGACACAGAUUAACAAUGUCACCAAGUAUAAGCGCAAAGUACGCCUUCACAAUGUGAAGUCAGAAGAUCAGAAUGAAGGGGACACUUUGAAUGGCAAUAAUGGAGGCACUGGUGUUAUUCAGAUUAAAGAAGAGAAAGAGGAGGAAGAGGAGCAGCCGGUCUCAAAGAAAAGACGCAAUGAAGGAAGGAGUCAGAAGGCAAGCAAAGCCAAACCCAUCACCAAAGAGGAAGGUGAAGAGGUUGUUAAGACGGUGGUUAUGAAGGGGAAGGCCCCAGUUGAUCCUGAAUGCAAGGCUAAAAUAGGAAAGGCCCAUAUUUACAGUGAGGGGAAUGAUGUAUAUGACAUUAUGCUGAAUCAGACUAAUCUUCAGUUCAACAACAAUAAAUAUUACCUGAUCCAGCUGCUUCAGGAUGACAAUGCAAAGGCCUACAGUGUGUGGAUGAGGUGGGGGCGAGUGGGUAAAGUUGGACAGAACAGCUUGGUUAGCUGUGGGGGGAAUCUAGCUCAGGCCAAAGACACUUUCCAAAAAAAGUUUUUUGAUAAAACCAAGAAUGAUUGGGAACAUCGAGCACAUUUCGAAAAGGUUGCAGGCAAAUACGACAUGGUGUUUGUAGACUACAAUACUGAGUACAAGGAGGAAGACAAGGCCAAGGUCUCCUCUCCUCCCCCAAAAAAGCCCUGCCAACUGAACAGCAAGGUUCAGUCUCUCCUAGAGCUUAUAUGUGACCUCAAAGCCAUGGAAGAGUGUGUGCUGGAGAUGAAGUAUGACAUCAAAAAAGCUCCACUAGGUAAACUAUCAGCAGAGCAAAUUAGAGCCGGUUAUGCUUCUCUGAAGAGGAUUGAAGGGUGUUUAAAAAGGAAAGGCAGUAAUAAAGAACUCCUGGAGGCGUGCAACCAGUUCUACACUCGCAUUCCCCAUGAUUUUGGGUUGCGGACACCCCCAGUCAUACGAUCAACGGAGGAACUAAAGGAAAAAAUUGCUUUGCUUGAGGCUCUGAGUGACAUUCAAAUAGCAGUGAAAAUGGUUCAGUUCAGCGUUCAGAGUGAUGAGCAUCCUUUGGACAGACAGUAUCGCUCUCUAAAGUGUGGACUGCAGCCACUGGAUUCUGACAGCAAUGAAUACAAGAUCAUAGAGAACUAUCUUCAGUCUACUCAUGCUCCCACCCACACUGACUACACAAUGACCGUUCUGGACAUCUUUGCCGUGGAGAGAGAGGGCGAGAAGGACAACUUCCACUCUCAGCUGGACAACCGGAUGCUCCUGUGGCAUGGCUCUCGUCUGUCUAACUGGGUGGGGAUCUUGAAUCAGGGACUGCGAGUGGCCCCCCCAGAGGCUCCUGUAACUGGAUACAUGUUUGGUAAGGGGAUCUACUUUGCAGAUAUGUCCUCUAAAAGUGCCAAUUACUGCUUUGCCAAUCAGAAGAACAACCAGGGACUCCUGCUACUGAGUGAGGUUGCCCUUGGGGAAAUUAAUGAACUCUUGGAUGCAGAUUCCAAUGCUGGCAAACUACCUUCUGGGAAACAUAGCACGAAAGGCCUGGGACAAACUGCACCUGACCCAAACAACAAUGUAACAUUGGAUGGUGCAACAGUACCCAUGGGGCCAUGUGUAAAGACUGGGGUGGGGCAGAAAGGUGGCUACUCCCUUCUUUAUAACGAGUACAUAGUUUAUAACCCUGCCCAGACACACAUGAGAUACCUCCUCCGAGUUAAGUUUAACUACUCCUCACUGUGGUGAGGUAGACAGGAUUCUUUACAUUUGUAACAGCACACUAACAGUCUUAUAAAUAACGGUCUGUGGUGGAGUACCUAACCUAUAGUUAUGCAGAUAUCAUAUGUUCAAGAAGGGGAAUAGAAACUCGAAGAAUGUUUUAGAAGAUAUACAGAUUGUUCUGCUGAUGUCAGUUUGAAUGCAUUGAAAGCCACAUGAAGCUGAAUUGGCUGAUUUCUCAAAAUAAUAUGUAACAUUAUAGUGUAUGUUUGUAUACUGUUAUAAAGUUGUAUUUGCAU
Xyrauchen texanus (razorback sucker) is the source of this 2310-nucleotide messenger RNA. RefSeq names its product poly (ADP-ribose) polymerase 2 (gene parp2). Gene Ontology annotation, molecular function: NAD+ poly-ADP-ribosyltransferase activity; zinc ion binding. The record is from RefSeq and is a predicted model, not a curated record. Bases 86 to 2038 code for a protein of 650 amino acids. Lineage: Eukaryota; Metazoa; Chordata; Actinopteri; Cypriniformes; Catostomidae. The transcript has 18 exons.